Felis catus (domestic cat) is the source of this 3721-nucleotide messenger RNA. Its product is annotated as S-adenosylmethionine decarboxylase proenzyme 1-like. Bases 1879 to 2613 code for a protein of 244 amino acids. The record is from RefSeq and is a predicted model, not a curated record. The transcript has a single exon. Gene Ontology annotation, cellular component: cytosol. NCBI's taxonomy places the organism in Eukaryota, Metazoa, Chordata, Mammalia, Carnivora, Felidae. Gene Ontology annotation, biological process: spermine biosynthetic process; spermidine biosynthetic process. Gene Ontology annotation, molecular function: putrescine binding; adenosylmethionine decarboxylase activity.
UGCAUGUGUGCUCUCAAAUAUAAACAUUAAAAAAAAAAAUACUUUUAGAACAUUUUUUCCUUUUAGUUCUAUAAUCUCUCUGAAAUUUAUAUGUGUUGAAUGUAAGGAAGUAGAUAUUGCCUGUUGUUUCAGCAUCAUUUAUGAAUCAUAAUAAAUGGUGUUGGCAGCAGUAUUAUAAAGACUGCUGUUUCUAGAAUAUCGUUUCAUUGAUCUGUAAGUGUUCCUGUACCAGUGUACUGUUUGAUUUCAAUUCAUUUAAAAGUUUAUAUUUUUAUAAUUGGUAAGACUCUUCCCUCUCAUUGUUUUCCCUUUUCAAAAUGUUCUUGCCUUUUUUGUGACUUUUGUCCUCAUGAAUUUUAGAAUCAGUAUGUAUGUUAUGUUGCACAAAAAAUCUUCUUGAGAUUUUUUCUUAUUGGAAUUGCCUUGAAUUUACAGAUUUCAUGUGGGAAGGAAUUUAUAUCUUUACAAUAUCAGGUGUUUUCAUUCACCAGCAUGGUAUGAUUAGUCACGUCUUUUAUUUUCUUCUGCAGUUUCCUACUUUUCUGCAUGUUGAUUGUGUUGAGUAGUAGUGAAAAGAAUGAGUUCUAGUGCCAUGCUAUUUGGGUUCAGUGUGUGCUAAGCUUGGGCAAAUAAAAACCCCUUUUUAUACUUUAGUUUUCUCAUCCAUAAAAUGGGAAGAGUAAUAACUCAUUAGGGUUAUUGUGAGGAUUAAAUGGUUAAGACCUGUAAGUUAACACAAUAUGUUAGCUAUUGUUAUUAAGUGUAUAUUUAGGUAUUUAUAGUUUCUGUUGUUUUUGUGAAUGGGGUCUUAUAUUUAAAUCUCAUUUUAAUUGGUUUUGUUUGAUAUAUAGGAAAGUUCAUGAUUUUUUGUUCAUGGUUCUUGAUUUGAAUACUUUGUGGAACUCUGUUUCAUACUAAUAUUUUUGUUUUUCUUCUGUUUUUUCUUUUCUUUUAAGAGAGGGAGAGAGAGAGAGAGGCAGAGGGAGAGGGAGAGAGAAAAUCUUAAGCAGGCUCCAUGCCCACAGUGGAGCCCGAUGCAGGGGUCAGUCUCAGGACCGUGGGAUCAUGACCUGAGAUGAAUCAAUAGUUGGAUGCUUAAGCAACUGAGCCACCAGCUCCUUGUUUUGUUUUUCUAAAUUCUUGCAUUCUCUAGGUAAUCAUAUAUUUUGCAAUGAAUUCUUUUAGCUUUCAGUAUUUUUGCCUCAUAUUUCCUAUUUAUUUAUUUAUAUCAUGGAUCUUUUUCAUUGACUAGAACUUCCAAUACAAUGUUGAAUAGAAGUGAUGAGCUUCCACAGUAUGGCUGACGACAUAGCUAGUGCUCACUCUACUCUCUUUAACGGGGAAACAGCGGACUACAGGAGACUGAACUGUAUCUGCCUCUAUUUCCAACAGGCUCAUGUUCGUUCAACUUUCACUCAUGAAAAAAAAAAGCCAGGAAAAUUUUAUUAAUCCUUUUUAAAAAAAAUUUAAUAUAAAAUUAUAGCAAAAAAAAAAGGAAACUGAACUUUAGUAGUACAACUGGAACAAUCUGCAGCAACGGCAGCAGCGGUGGGAGAAGAGAUUUAAUUUAGUUGAUUUUCUGUGGUUGUUGGUUGUUUGCUAGUCUCACGGUGACAGAAGCUGCACAGUUUUUCGAAGGGACUGAGAAGCUGCUGGAGGUUUGGUUCUCCAGGCAGCAACCUGACUUAAACCAAAUAUCUGGGGAUCUUCGCACUAUCCCAAGAUCCGAGUGGGACAUACUUUUUGAAGGAUGUGCAAUGUUCAAUCAUAAGUGUGACAACUGACAAGCAGGAAGCUUAUGUACUCAGUGAGAGUAGCACGUUUGUCUCUAAGAGACGUUUCAUUUUGAAGACCUCUGGUACCACCCUCUUGCUGAAAAUGUUGGCUCCUCUGUUGAAACUUGCUAGGGAUUACAAUGGAUUUGACUCAAUUCAAAGCUUUUAUUCUCGUAAGAAUUUCACAAAGUCUUCUCAUCAAGGGUACCCACACUGGAAUUUCCAGGAAGAAAUAGAAUUUCUUAAUGCAGUUUUCCCAAAUGGAGCAGCAUAUUGUAUGGGACGUGUGAAUUCUGACUGUUGGUACUUGUAUACUUUGGAUUUUCCAGAGACUCAGGUAAUCAGUCAGCCAGAUCAGACCCUGGAAAUUCUGAUGAGUGAGCUUGACCCAGCAGUUAUGGACCAGUUCUACAUGAAAGAUGGUAUUACUACAAAGGAUGCCACUUGUGAGAGUGGAAUUCGUGAUGUGGUACCAGGUUCUGUCAUUGAUGCCACACUGUUCAAUCCUUGUGGGUAUUCGAUAAAUGGAAUGAAAUCAGAUAGAACUUAUUGGACUAUUCACAUCACUCCAGAAUCAGAAUUUUCUUAUGUUAGCUUUGAAACAAACUUAAGUCAGACCUCCUAUGAUGACCUGGUCAGGAAAGUUGUAGAAGUCUUCAAGCCAGGAAAAUUUGUGACCACCCUGUUUGUAAAUCAGAGUUCUAAAUGUUGCACAGUGCUUUCUUCACCCCAGAAGAUUGAAGGUUUUAGAUAUUUUGCUUGCCAGAGCAUUAUGUUCAAUGAUUACAAUUUUGUUUUUACCAGUUUUGCGAAGAAGCAUCAACAACAGCAGAGUUGAUAAGAACAAAUGCAAAAAGAGAACACACAUAGAAGGAGGUGGUGGCUGCUUUUUAGAUAUUGAUACCGGGAGCCAUGCUUUCCAUAACCACCACCUUGUAGCUGCAGAAAGCCCUAGAUGUAAUGAUAAUGUAAUCAUUUUGAAUUAUAUGCAUUAUUAUAUGAAGGAGUUAGAUAUCUUGCAUGAAUGCUCUCUUCUGUGUUUAGGUAUUCUAUGCCACUCUUGCUGUGAAAUUGAAGUGCAUGUAGAAAAAACUUUUUACUAUAUGAAACUUUACAACACUUGUGAAAACAAUUCAAUUUGGCUUAUGCACAGUGUAAUAUUUCUCCAUGUAUCAUCCAAAAUUCCCCACAGACAAGGCUUUUUGUCCUCAUUAGGUGUUGGCCUCAGCCUAAUCAUCGGGACUGUUCUAUUAAAUUGCUGCCAGGAUUUUACAUCCAUUUAUCUCCACUUUCCAGAACAUAUUCUCUACUAAUAUUACUGAAACCAAUUUCUACUUCAUACAGUUGUUUUUUGCAACAGCGUUUAAAAUGUAUCUUCCAUGAGCCGAGUCCUCUUUAAGAAAUGAUUGCAGUUAUCCAUUUUGUGUAUUACUAUUUUAACAUUAUUGCUUCUUGUACCUGUACUUUUUUAAAAAUUGAUUUCAUUCCUUGCCAUAGUGUCUUGCCUUCUGACCCCCUGUCAAUAAAGCAAUACACUGUUAAAAAAAAAAAAAAAGUGUUGAUAAAGAGCAUUUUUUCCCCAUGGCUCUUUAAAUGGACUUGGUGUUGAUUUAUGAAAGAUAACCCUCUAUAAAGCUAAAGGCUUUGUGUGUGUAUAUGUGUGUUCUUAAUUUGUUGAGUAGUGGGUUUUGGAUUUUUACUAAAUUUUUAUUAUAUAAAUAAUAAUUGAACAUACUUUUAUUACAAAAGAUUGAAAAGUACAGAAGUGAUAGACUAUAGACAAAUUUUUAAAGCAUGGAGAUUCUUUGUAUCCUGCUCUACUUUUAUUCCUCUCUGUACAUAUAUAUGUUACAUUUGGUUUAUACCUUUAUAUAUAUUUAAUGUGUACAGGUGUACACAUACUUUUCUUUUUAAUGUUUAUUUUGAGAGAGUAAGAGGAAAGGGGA